Messenger RNA from Mustela lutreola (European mink), 4866 nucleotides. It is a transcript of the gene NIPAL2, whose product is annotated as NIPA like domain containing 2. The transcript is spliced from 11 exons. NCBI's taxonomy places the organism in Eukaryota, Metazoa, Chordata, Mammalia, Carnivora, Mustelidae. The coding region runs from base 904 to 2028 and encodes 374 amino acids. The record is from RefSeq and is a predicted model, not a curated record. Gene Ontology annotation, cellular component: membrane. Gene Ontology annotation, biological process: magnesium ion transport. Gene Ontology annotation, molecular function: magnesium ion transmembrane transporter activity.
GAUGUGACACAUUUGUACCUAGAUAGGAGCAGCAAACACAUCUUCUGAAGUCAUCAGAUAAUACAUGCAUUCUCUAUAGUAAACAUCUUAGACAAUGUGUAAGAACUUAUUUUUAAACUCUUUUUGUUCUACUUUUAAACCAUUAUAUACUUUUUCCAGCAAGUAUUUUUCAAGAGCUCUUAAUUUUGUAAAGUAGAUGAUGUAGAUGAUCCAAUAGAAGCCUAAGACUUGGUCCUCUUCCCCCAACUUGCCAUCCAUCCAUCCAUCCCUAGAAAGUAACGAUGCACAAGACAGUAUAAAAGAAGAAAUACAAGCAUUUACCGUGUAGAGUCUCAGAAAGUAAGGACGGACUGCAGUAGAGUAUGAACAGGUCUCAAGGAGGUGGACCUCAGCAGGCCAGGAGGGUGAAGUAGGCUGGAUGGACCGAGGAAGGGCCUGUUCUCUCUAGGCGAGAGGGGAGAUAGGAGCCAAAGUGUGACAGACUGGAGAAUGUUGUGUGCUGGGUACCGGAGUUAGAGGGUACAUUAAAUAGGCUGCGGCCAGUUGUCAGGGCAGAAAGAGGACAGAUUAUGGGGAGCUGGUGUGGAGUUUUAUAUUCGAUGCAGCUGACUGUGGAGAAACACUGAGUUCUUGAUCAGAGGAGUGGUGGGAAGAUGUAGUCUCUCUCCAUGGAGAUCACAGAACUUUAGAAGUAAAGGGAUUUUGAAAACAUCUUAUUCAACAUCUUCUUGUUUCCUGAAGCCAGGGAACUGAAAUAACUUACUCAGAGUCACCCAUUAGAAAAUAGCAGAUCUGAUUCUCAAACACAUCAUUUCUUCCAAGGCCAGCGAUCUUUCCUUCAUUUCACCCUCCUCCAGAAUAUAGGCAGAGAAAGGAGUGAGGGAGACCAGAUGGGCAACAAUUAUGAAGUCCACACUUGAGGCAAUGAACACCACAAUCAGAGGCGUUGCUGAGGAAAGUCGACUGAAAGGGCAAAUAAGAAGCACCCUAGUGAGAAAAAGUCAGAACCUGAUUCACCUGUUGGGAGUUUUGCUAGCCAUUUUAGGAAAUUUGGUAAUGAGUAUUUCCCUAAAUAUUCAGAAAUAUUCUCAUGUCCAAUUGGCGCACCAGGAACACCCAAGGCCCUACUUCAAGAGCGCGUUGUGGUGGGUUGGGGCUGCCCUCAUGGCUGUGGGCGAGAUGGGCAACUUCGCCGCCUACGGAUUUGCUCCCAUUACUCUCAUCGCCCCAUUAGGCUGUAUGUCUGUCACAGGUAGCGCCAUUAUUUCUGUUAUGUUUCUGAAAGAAAACUUAAGAGCUUCAGAUUUACUAGGUAUGACAUUGGCAUUUGCGGGAACAUAUUUAUUGGUGAACUUUGCUCCAGAUAGAAAUCAGUCUAUCUCUGCAAGAACAGUCCAGUAUUACUUUGUUGGCUGGCAGUUCCUGAUCUAUGUGAUUUUAGAAAUAUUAAUUUUCUGCACUCUGCUGUAUUUCCAUAAGAGAAAGGGAAUGAAGCACAUGGUGAUUCUGCUAACCCUGGUGGCACUUCUAGCCUCGCUGACUGUUAUUUCGGUAAAAGCCGUCUCCGGCAUGAUCACUUUUUCUGUGACGGAGAAAAUGCAGCUAACUUACCCCAUCUUCUAUAUCAUGUUUAUCAUCAUGAUCGCGUCUUGUGUUUUCCAAGUCAAGUUCCUGAGUCAAGCCACGAAGCUCUACGACACAACGAUGGUGGUGCCGGUCAACCAUCUUUUCUUUACGACCAGUGCCAUUACUGCAGGUAUCAUAUUUUAUCAGGAGUUCCAUGGUGCAGCUUUUCUAACUGUAUUUAUAUAUAUUUUUGGGUGUUUUCUAUCAUUCCUCGGUGUGUUUUUGGUCACAAGAAAUCGAGAAAAGGAGCAUCUGCCGCAGUCCUACAUUGAUUUUGGAAAUAUUCCGGGGAAACAAAUGUUGGACAAAAUACAGCCAGAUUCAAAUGGCUUAUCCUACGGAACCCUGCCUGAUGGAAGUGACUCAACAAAGAGCCAAAGUGGAGAGAAGAAAGAGGUCUGAGCUGCUGAGAGGGAUGCCACUGGCCUGUUAUUCGAUCCCACCUUUAAAAACCCUCCCCUUGUGUCCCAGCUAGGUCGCACUGAUGUGCACAAGCAUCACCAUCUCCGGGCCCUCGACCCCACCUCCGUCUGCACGGACAGCUGGGGCCUUCCUAAGCUUUGACAGUCUCAUGUCUUCACAGAAGGGGAUUUGAAGUGUUCCCACAUUCUGGAUGCCCCACCUCGUGAACAUCGACCCAGCUAGAUCUUAAUUAGAGCCUGGCUUCCUGAGCAGGACCGUCACACAAAAAUGUGCGUUCACGACUUGGCUACAGAACACGCACAGGCUGCUUUUCCCACACGACUUCGAGCGUCGGCUGCUUGGCUUUAAAGAGUCACGUUCAUCCCCCAACCUCGCUCCAGUACCAAAGGUUUGAGAGGAUCCGUUUCUCCUGCGACAUCUUUUAUGAGUCUUCGCCGUAAGGAUCUCACCUUUCUAGUCCUGAGUUAGAACGGUGAAUCAUCUUUUUCUGUUCUAACUGCUCUUUGAAAAUUAAGACUAUCUUUAAAAUGAGAGUCUGUAAGUGGCCUUCCGUGAUGUGUAUAUCUUGACUGGUGGACUUUUUCAAAUGAAGAAAGGAACAGUUUAAGAAUUAAGACCAGUUUUUCAAAAAAUAUAGAAUGAUGAGCAUUUUCUUCAGCUACAUGAUCUGAUCAUACUUGAAUUGAGACUGAAAACUUCAUCUCCUAUGCCGGUAUUUCUGUGGGUCUUAUGACUUACCUAGGAGGUUUAUUGUAUAUUUUAACUCUUGACACAAGUCUCAAAAAUUGUAUUUAAGUUCUAAGUGUUAUUUUCACGAGCACACCAUUUCCUCCCCCAAGUUAUUAUCCCAAGCUUUAUAAAUUCUUCUCGGCAAGAGUACAGCCAUGAGUAGAGAAUUGGAUUUUAGCCAUUUAAGUCUGUAGAUGUAGCCAGAUGGCCCAACCUGCGUCUAGAGAGGAAGGCCAUGUGCUCCUGGACCUGAAUGGCUUUUCUUCUGUGACUGGUCACUUACCUACCAAGAUUCAUUUGCAGAUAGAGUUCAUAAUCCUAUAUGUUAGUUAUGAUCUACUAAUAUAUUUAAAUGACAAGAAAAGAGCUAGCCUUUACGGUAAACAACAUCAAGUCAGAAGCCCUAUCCUUAAAGACAUGUCAAAAGCUUCCCCUCACUUCUGAUGUGCCAGUCCAAGGCUCUUCCAACCAGCUGUCUUGCAUUUGUGAAGGUUGUAUAACUCAGAGCUAUUGAGACUGUAAUCUUAACUGCUUUGGGUCUUUGAGCGUUGUUCUUUGUCAUAACCUAUAGUGCUGGCCAAACUGAACCACAAAGGCGAGAUUUGAAUCCAUCGCCAAUGUAUGAAUAAUAACCUAGAGCCCAUGUCUGGCUUUUGAACUCCACUAUUGUGGAAUGUAUCCCCUAAUUCAAAUAAAGCAGUCCUAUAAUGUAUGGCAUGUUUUACUGAAUUGGUCCAACAUGUUGGCACCGUAAGGCUCUGCUAAGAAAUGCGUCUGGUGUCUUAAACUGCAGAUUUUUGAUGACUCUCAAAACUGGUUUCAAAGAUGGCAAAAAUAUUUAGACUAAAGAGUUUCACUUGAAGUAGGACUACACUUAUAGCUACAGCACGUGGUUUUGAGCAUUGUAGAAUUUUGUGCAGACACAAGCGUGAUGCCAAUAUUUUAGUAGUUGCCAACAUCUGCAUCUUUUAAAAAGUUUUGAGAAAUGACAUCGACUUACACACUUUUAAGCAAUCCAGCAGUGUUUUAGAAGUCCAGGCAACAUAUAAAAUACAUUGAGACCUAAUUUUACUUUCCAUACUGUUUCUUCAAAGCAAGAUGAAGAGGAGUUUUAGUUGUACUAGCUCGUAAGAUUUUUUUAAAUUACAAAGUGCAUGACAACCACCAAAGCCAACCCCGUACUUCUCUUGGCAUUGUGAAUUGGGGACCUUUAGCCAACAACUUGACUCAUUGGACUAUUUGUCUAGACGAGGGGUCUGCAAAAUUUUCCUGUAAAGACACACAAAAUAAAUAUUUUUAGGUUUAUUGGCCAGUGUUGCCUGUCACAACUACUCAACUCUGCCAUUCUAGCAUGAAAGCCAACACGGCUGAUAUGUAAACGAAUGAGCAUGGCUGUAGGCCAGUAAAGUUUUAUUUACAAAAACAGGUGGUCAGCCUUAGGACUGUAAUGUGCCAAUCCCUGAUCUAGAUUCCUUUGCUCUUGCCAUGCAAUUUUGUUCUUGCUCCUUGGGCAUUCAGGAGUUGAAAAGGUGACACUUCAUGAUUCAUGACAAACAAGGAUGCUAUAGGAUUGUGGAGCUGUGUCUUGAUAUUUACAUUAGGAUCUUGUUGUUUACAUAAGAUACAGAUGGAAGUGAUGAGCUUGUUUCUCUUGUAAACAAUAGUUCAGAGGUACCUGGGUGUCUCAAUCGGUUAGGUGUCUGCCUUUGGCUCCGGGCAUGAUCCCAGGGUCCUGGGAUGGAGCCCCAUGUCGGGCUCCCUGCUCAGCGGAUGGGGAAGCCCGCUUCUCCAUCUUCUCCCUGCUCAUGCUCUCUCUCAAACAAAUAAAUCUUUAAAAAAAAAAAAAAAAAAAAAAGCAGUGAUUCUUUUCUGAGCACCCUUGCCUAUAUUGGAAGAGCUUUUCCAAUCCCACAUUGCAAGUUGAUAAUAGCUUCGGAAGUGAGUACUAAUGACCUCUCAUUAAAGCAGAGGACUUUACUACCCAAUUGUUUUCAGUUUAAGUGUUUGCUUGUUCUAUACCCAUAAUACUUUCACUACCAGAAUCACUUGGAGAAAAAAAAAACACAAUAAAAACUUCUCAAGCGGUGA